Messenger RNA from Panicum hallii, 3856 nucleotides. RefSeq names its product kinesin-like protein KIN-7I. The transcript has 31 exons. Lineage: Eukaryota; Viridiplantae; Streptophyta; Magnoliopsida; Poales; Poaceae. The record is from RefSeq and is a predicted model, not a curated record. Gene Ontology annotation, molecular function: microtubule binding; ATP binding; microtubule motor activity. Gene Ontology annotation, biological process: microtubule-based movement. The coding region runs from base 1 to 3717 and encodes 1238 amino acids.
AUGGAGCGGAUCCACGUUGCCGUGCGCUCGCGGCCUCUCUCACCGGAGGACGCGCGGAGCAGCCCGUGGAGGAUCUCCGGCAACACCAUUGCCCACUCCGCGCAGUCCUCCAUCCGCUUCGAGUUUGACAGGAUAUUCGGUCAGGAGUGCCGCACCUCCGAGGUCUACGAGACUCGAACCAAGCACAUCGUCGACUCCGUGGUCCAAGGGUUCAAUGGCACUGUUUUUGCAUAUGGUCAAACUAACAGUGGGAAGACCUACACGAUGAGAGGAUCGGCUAAUGAACCUGGAAUAAUACCACUUGCAGUUCAUGACUUAUUCCAGCGUAUUGAAGAGCAUAUGGACAGAGAAUUUCUUGUCCGGAUGUCUUACAUGGAAAUUUACAAUGAAGAGAUUAAUGACCUUCUUGUGCCAGAACAUCGGAAGUUGCAGAUUCAUGAGAGUAGUGAGAAAGGGAUAUUUGUUGCCGGUUUAAGAGAAGAAAUUGUAACAUGCGCAGAGCAAGUCAUGGACUUUAUGUCUUUUGGAGAAUCUCACCGGCAUAUUGGGGAGACAAACAUGAAUCUUUACAGCAGCCGUUCUCACACUAUAUUUCGCAUGGUAAUUGAGAGCAGAGAAAAAGGAGAUGAUAAUGAAGCUGAAGAUUCUUGUGAUGCUGUACGAGUAUCUGUAUUGAACCUUGUCGACUUAGCUGGCUCAGAACGUGCUGCAAAGACCGGUGCAGAGGGUGUGAGGCUUAAGGAGGGUUCUCAUAUUAAUAAAAGUCUUAUGAUUCUUGGUACGGUUAUAAAGAAACUUAGUGAAGGCAUAGAGGGUCAAGGGGGACAUGUUCCGUACCGUGACAGUAAGCUGACAAGAAUAUUGCAGCCUGCUCUGGGUGGAAAUUCUAACACAGCUAUCAUCUGUAAUAUAACACUUGCACAGGUACAUGCUGAUGAGACAAAAAGCAGUUUGCAAUUUGCAAGUAGAGCAUUGCGUGUAACAAAUUGUGCAUGCGUUAAUGAGAUUUUGACAGAUGCUGCGUUAUUAAAACGCCAAAGGAAAGAAAUAGAAGAGCUCCGUGCAAAACUUAGGAACUCUCAAAGUGAUCAUUGGGGGGAAGAAAUCCUGAAUUUGCGGAACACACUACUGCAGAGUGAACUGGAAAAGGAAAGGAUUGCUUUAGAGUUGGAGGAGGAAAAGAAAGCUAAAGAGCAGCGUGACAAACGCUUGAUUGAACAGGCAAAGAAAAUUGAGAAUCUUAGUUCACUGGUACUAAAUUCAGAGAGAGAUGACAGGAGUAUUGCUUUUAGUAAGGACAAAAGAAGGGUAACAUGGUGUCCUGGACCAAAAGCAAGGCAAUUUGGUAUUGAGGUUUUAGGACCUGUCGAGGAAGGCCCUACAAGCAGCACGGUUAGAAAUGAACGCAAUAUGGGAAUGCCACCACAUUUUGAAGAGCUAAUGCAAGGAAGUUAUGCAAGUAAUGAUGAGCCUUGUGCUAAUGCUUGCUCACCUAGUGAUAUGGCCAAAUACACUGAAGAUGUUUCUCUACCUGAUUCACAUGCUUUGCUGCACGUUACCAACCGAAGAAAGACAAAUACAAUGAAGAAAUCAGAUCAAGAGCAAUUCGGGGGGACAGCUGGUGAACUAAUAAUACCCGAAGACGCUCAUGAUGGGAAUAAUGCUCUGCAAAGUCAGGAAUGCACUGUGCCUUGUGUAGUUAGUAGCUUAUCUGCUCGAGAGUCUGAAGCCAUUCUUGUCAUUAAACAACUUCAAGAUCAGAUCAAGUUGUUGGAGGCAGAGAAGAGUUCUAUUCAAACUAAUUUGGAUGAUGUUCUUGAGUUGGCAACUCAACAGAAGACCUCGUUCAAUGAGAAGUAUGAAAAGCUUCAGCAGAAUGCUCUGGCCGCACAAGAACAAGCAAAAGUUGCUAAUGAGAAGCUUUCCACACUGUCUGCUACUAUAAAAUCCAAUCAGGAAGUAGCUUACGGAUUCCUCAGUAAUGUAUUGAUGGAGACUGAAGGAAUAAAUUUGGGGAUGCAUCAGUUGAGGAACUCAGUUGAAAGCGCUCUUUCUUUUAUUGAUGAACUUUCUCAGAAUCUCUUGAUGAUGGCACAAGGCAUUCUUGAAGUAAAGCACUCUGCUCAUGAAGAUAUUAGACAGUUUGGUUCUAUGGUCAGGGAUUAUGAGAAACUGUCAGCUUGUUUGAUGAAAAAAGUCUGCAAACUUGAAACAGAGAAGAAACUGUUAGAGGAACAAUCCCAAGAUCAACAAAAUGAAAUUGAUAAACUGAAGUCCAAUCUGGCAAGCUGUGAGAAGGACAUAGAUGACUGUACUCUUCAACAUGAACUGGAGAAGGAAGGGAUUCUCUCAGAGCUCCUAAACCUCCAAAAGGAAGUAUUGACCUUGUCAUCAUCCUCUUUGAUGAAAGAAAAGGAAUCUAUCCGAAAGGAACUUGAUAGGACUAAAACUAAGUUAAGAGAGACCGAGACCAAACUUAAGAAUUCCGUUCAGGAGAAAAUAAAACUUCAGAGUGAAAAAGCAGAGGCCCACAAAGAAGUUAAGAAAUUGAAAAGCCAAAGAACUUUGCUUGAACGUGAUUUACGGAAGCGUGAUUCAGCUACUGUUGACAAAAGGCAUGAACUGAAUUCCACGCCACAGGAACUUGCUGGAGUUUUUGAUCAAGCUGUCCAGAUGCAGGAGGAGUACCAAAAGCUUGAGAUGCACGUUUUUGAUAUGGAGGCGGAAAUUUCUUCAUUACAAGAAGCUUUAAAGACUUCAGUCGCUGAAAAGGACGAAGCAUUAUCUAAAGUAGAGCUUAUGACAUCGGAACUAGAAGAUCUCGCGAAUAAAUUGAAUUCAGCAGAAUUAGAAAGGAACUCCUUAAGCGAUGAAAUUGCACUUUUGACCAAAAGGUCAAAUUCAUCCGAAUCGACCCUUAAAAGAUUGGAGGCUUCUCUCAAUUCUGUAUCAAGGGAAAAGGAAGAUAUGGGAAUGCAACUUACUGAUGCACUUCUGGACAUGGAGUCUGAAAGAUCAAUUUGGGCAGCAAAGAAGAAGGAAUAUCUAGAAGCUAGUCAGAGAUUGAAUACUUGCCUUGAUGAGAACCGCAAACUAUCAGAAGAUUUGAUUAAGGUGCGGCAAGAGCUAGCGUCUUGUAGAGAACAGUGCAGAACUCCGGAGGAAAAAUUGGCUCAUUCCCUAGAGAGUAACAUGAAUGAGAAAGGAAUAAAAUUCUGCAGCGAGGCCUGUAAAGGAUCCGACCAAUUUGUGGAAAAAGGAAGAACUAUUGAUGGUGCUGUAGGUGAAAAAGAACUUCAGAAACAACUUUUGAUGAUUACUGAAGAGCGUAAUAGUUUACUUUCUGAGACACAGCAGAUGAGGUUAAUCGUCAAUGAAGCAGAGGUUUUGAAAGAGAAUUGUGACAGAAAAUUAAUACAUGCCAAAGCUACAAUAGAUGAGUUGAGCUCUAGGAUAUCUAUCAUGGAAGUCAAUAGGAAAGAUGAUGCUGUGGUUAAUAACAAAGAGAAGACAAAGCUUCGCAUGCAGAUUCGGUCACUGCAACCAGAACUUGAUGCCCAUCGUGGACGGCUCAAAGAAGCGGUGAAUGAGAUGAAGAUCAUGGACGCCAAAUACCAAGAAGCAUCCACCAAGCUGAAGAAGGAGCUUUCUCAGAGCUGCCGUGAAGUCCUGAGGUUGAGAGAAAUACUUAAAGAGAUACAGGGAGCAUCAAACUGAGAUUGUAAAUUUGUCGCAUAUCUUCUUUUCGCAGCUCGCGUAGCAGAAAUGUAAAUAUGUGAUCGAUCGACCAUAUGGAAGGCACACGGUAUUUCCUUAACCAGUAAGGGUAUGUAUAGGUGCAUUUGUGCCCCCAUUU